Messenger RNA from Gordionus sp. m RMFG-2023, 1099 nucleotides. RefSeq names its product immunoglobulin-binding protein 1 family member C-like. The coding region runs from base 33 to 965 and encodes 310 amino acids. The record is from RefSeq and is a predicted model, not a curated record. Gene Ontology annotation, molecular function: protein phosphatase 2A binding. Gene Ontology annotation, biological process: regulation of signal transduction; regulation of dephosphorylation. NCBI's taxonomy places the organism in Eukaryota, Metazoa, Nematomorpha, Gordioida, Chordodea, Parachordodidae. Gene Ontology annotation, cellular component: cytosol. The transcript is spliced from 8 exons.
CAGAGUUAAACCGAUUUUAUCACAUCGAUAAAAUGAUUGAUGUUCAAGAAACAGAUUUUGCUCAAAUAUUUGAUAUGUCCUACAAGUUUAUUAGGAAUAUAAGCGAUAUAGAUGUAUCAUCUAAAGUUAAUCAAAUUCAGAUAUCAGAUGUAAUAAAAAAAUUGGAAGAUCUGACUAAAAAAUUGUCUUGUAAUGGAGUUUUCUCUGAUAAUGAAAACAUUAAUGAAGUGGAACCAAAUUAUAUAAAAUAUCUUUUAUUACCUGCCUUUCUAGCAUAUUUAACUAGUUUAUUAAAUUCAGAUCGUUUAAAUCACUUAAGAUUGGCAAAAGAAUAUUAUGAAGACUUUUUUAAAAUAUGCAAAAAUUAUUCAAUAAAAUAUAAACAUUUUUUGGCUAAUACAUCAAAUAAUCCAGAUAAUAUAAGGAAUGAAAAAAUUGCUAAUUAUAAGUUACAACAGAAUUAUGACUUAGAAUUAGAAAAUUUAGAAAAGCUUAUAAAAUCCUCAGCAUAUAAGCUCACAGAAGAUGGAUAUAAUGAUAUUUUAAAAAAUUAUUACAUUAAAUUAAUUGAGAAAUUUGCUAAUCAAAGUCAAAAUGAACUCAACCUCAUUAAUUUGGAAAUAAAAGUUAUUGAAGAUAAUAAAUCAGGAACAAUUCACAAAAAUGAAACUAUACAUAUACCACCAAAAACACAAUCCUAUAUACCACUCAUUAAUCAAAGAACCAAGCUUAAAGACAAAGUAUUCGGAAAGGGGUAUCCCAGCCUUCCAACCAUGACUCCCGCCGAGUGGUAUGACGAUAAAAUGGAAAGAGAAUGUGCACACGCAACUCACUCUUCGCAUUCGCCGGAGCCUCAGAAGGCGCCAGAAAAUGUUGAGGAAGAAAGUCUCAAACAGAAACGAGAAUACGAUGACUGGAAAGAUACUCAUAGACGAGGUUGGGGCAAUACUUACAAUAUGGGAUGAUCAACUGAAAAACACAUAAAAAAAUUUUUGAAACUACUUACAUGGCGAAUUUAAAAAAAAAUUAAAUUGACGUUAAUGUAUAUUUCUUUAUAACUUCGCAUACGAUUAUAUUAUAAGUGUCUCAAUAUCAAUUC